AUUAAAUUUCAAAAGAAAGUGGAUAUGGAUGAUAAAAUUAUACGAUUUUAUGGACUUACAAAAACGAAAGUCUCAGUAUUUGAUCGUAAUCUUAGUUAUGUACUGGUUUUAGAAUUUGCAGACAGUGGUAUUCUAAGAAAUUAUUUACAAGCAAACCAAAAUUUUAGUUGGUUCGAUAAACUCCAUCUAGCUCAACAACUUGCCGAUGGUAUUAUGCACGCUGAUGUUGUACAUAGAGAUCUUAAUUCAAGUAAUAUUCUUAUUCAUAAAAAUAAUAUUAAGAUUUCUUAUUUUGGGAUUUCCAGAUGUUUAGCUUAUGCAACCGAUACCAAGUCAAAUACAGCUGAAUGCUGGCAUGAUGAUCCGGGAAAGCGUCCUAAAAUUGACCAA
Messenger RNA from Dentiscutata erythropus, 390 nucleotides. The record is from the annotation of a GenBank genome assembly. NCBI's taxonomy places the organism in Eukaryota, Fungi, Glomeromycota, Glomeromycetes, Diversisporales, Gigasporaceae.